Messenger RNA from Bathycoccus prasinos, 3834 nucleotides. RefSeq lists its product with no specific name. The coding region runs from base 1 to 3834 and encodes 1277 amino acids. The transcript has a single exon. The record is from RefSeq and is a predicted model, not a curated record. NCBI's taxonomy places the organism in Eukaryota, Viridiplantae, Chlorophyta, Mamiellophyceae, Mamiellales, Bathycoccaceae. Gene Ontology annotation, molecular function: metal ion binding.
AUGAGUUCUUCUGUUUGUGCUGCGAAACAAGCACCGAUCGUGGUCGGGUCGUUUGGAACAAAACGGAGAUCGCCGAACAACAACACCGCCGCGCGAUCAUCAUCUCAAAGACCGAAGCUUGUCAAGCUCGUUUCCAGAAGAGCAGAAUCGUCGUCGUCGUCAUCCCGAAGAAAAACGCAAUCUUCGUCGUCGUUUACGUCGUCGUUAACGCGACAAUGUUUUAUGACGAGAACAAAAAGCAGCGUCUCCUCCUCCUCCAAGAGAAGAGGGUUCAUCGCGUCCACUCGCAAAGCACCGAAACACUUCAAGAACAAAAACGGGGAGGUGUUUUGCGGCAGCGCUUCGGGAGGAAUCGGCGGAGAAUUAUCGGACUCGACGACGAACAAUAAGAACAAUAACAAGACGUCCAACAACGGCGAAGAGAACAACAAGAGAUGGAAAUCAAUCACGUCGGCGUUAGCCACGACUCUGGGCGAAGACAGAGUAGAAGGGGAAGUGAUUCCGCUCCUGGAGAGACCUUUGCCACCGCACGAAGAGAUCCACCGAGGAACGCUCAAGAAUGGGUUGAAAUAUGUCAUUUUGCCAAACACGACGCCGGAGAGACGAUUCGAGGCGCACCUUGAAAUGCACGUCGGAUCCGUGGACGAACGAGAAGACGAGCAAGGUUUGGCGCACUUGGUUGAGCACGUUACUUUUCUGGGUUCUCGAAAACGCGAUCAGUACUUAGGAAGCGGUACCAGAGGUAACGCGUACACAGAUUUUCAUCACACGGUGUUUCACAUUCACGCGCCGACGGUAAACAAGGACGGCGUGUACAUGUUGAACAACGUGUUGGAUAUUCUCUACGACGUCGCGUUUAAUCCUUCGUUGUUACAAACCAGAAUUCAAAAGGAAAAGAAAGCAGUUUUAGCCGAAGCACAGAUGAUGAACACCAUCGAAUAUCGCGUCGAUUGUCAGUUGUUGCAGCAUUUGCACUGGGACAACGCCUUGGGCAUUCGAUUUCCAAUCGGUAAGCUCGAUCAAGUGCCUCUGUGGGAUGAUGAAAAGAUUCGCGAUUUUCACGCUCGAUGGUAUUUUCCUUCGAACGCUACUUUGUACGUCGUGGGAGAGUUUGAUGCGACUACAGAACAAGUUGAGAAAAUGAUUGAAGACGCGUUCAACGAGGCGGCGCCGAGUCCGUGGGCAAUGCAAGCGGAAUCUCCUUUAGCUCGCCACGAAGUGAGACCACCGGUAAAGCACGCUUACGGCGUACCUCUCGAAGAGCGCAAAGAAAUUGAGGCACAACUUCAUCGCAUGAUGGAAGAGAAAAUCGAAGAUCCGUACCAACCGUUCAUCGCGAAUGAAGGUGAACCGCAGAUGUUUCAACACGAACACUUGACGCACGCGUCGUUUAACAUUUUCUCGAAACUUCCAAUCGUUCCGAUGGAGAAGUUAGGCGACUUGCACCGAACAGUGUUGCAAAGAAUUGCUUUGCUCGUGUUGCAAUCUCGAAUCCAGUCAAGGUACUCCGAGACAAACGCUGAUUAUAAACGCGUUGAACUCGAUCAUUCGGACUCUGCGCGAGAAGGAUGCACGGUGACAACAGUGACGGUGACAUGCGAACCGAGAGAAUGGGAGUUUGCACUCCAAGUGGCAGUUGAAGAAGCGCGACGAUUGCAAAAAUGCGGUUUAACUCAAGGCGAGCUUUCGAGGUUUAAAGCAGCCAUGAUGAGAGAUUCGGAGCAACUCGCGCAACAAGCCGGGUGCGUUCCGUCGUUGGAAAAUCUCGAUUUUGUCAUGGAACACGACGCUCUCGGGCACGUUGUCAUGGACCAAGUCGUAGGACACGAGAGUUUACUUUUGUUGGACGAAUAUAUUACGUUGGAGAGCGUCAACGAAGCAGCUACGGAACUUUUGGGAUUCAUCGCGGAGUACGGAUGCGACAGCGAAACUCGAGAUCCUCGAUCGGGCUUGACGACUGCGAUUGUCGCGUGCGUUCCAACUACGACGACUGACGUGGAGACUGAUCAAGAAGUUCGAUUUGACAUCACUCCCGAGGACGUGAUGCGAGUAUUGUCCGCGGACUACGGCGAAAUCGAACCAUUGGAGGAUGUGGACGUGCCGGACAGCUUAAUUCCGGACGCCGAGUUGGAAGCUAUGAUUCAAGAAAGAAAACCAGUAAUAGAGUCUGCGACGCUCGACGAAGUUACCGGAGUGUACCAAAGACGCUUGAGUAACAACGUUCGCGUGAAUUACAAACAGCUCGACGCGGAACCGGGAAGUGGAUUUUUACGAUUAGUCGUUCCCGGAGGUCGAUCUCACGAACCGUUGGAUGCCGGUCCCGAUGGUAUUGGUUCCGCCGCGCUUGGUUUGCGAACGUUGCAAGAAGCCGGUACGGUUGGCGCUUGGGACCGAAAACAAAUCGAGCUAUUAACGAUGCAAAAUCUGUUGGUGUUUGACGUCGAGCCUGAAAUGGAGUAUCUCUAUUUGGACGGCGCGUUUGCUGUCGAUGGCGGGUUGCGGACGAUUUUGGAAAUUAUUCAUCUUUUAAUUGAAAAACCAAACUGGGAAGAAACCGCGUUGGAGCGAGUGAAAGAUAUCUACAGAAUGUUUGAACUCAACACGACGAAAAAUUUGGAACUAACGACGCACGAUGCAAUCAACAAAGCCAUGUACGGUGACCGCCGAUUCAUGGAUCCCUCGCGAGCAGAGUUAUCUGCGUUGACUUUAGAUGGUGUCGCGAAAGCAGUCGAAAUGCAAUUUAGCAACGGUCCGAUUGAAGUGAACAUCGUCGGUGACUUGAUUCCCGAAGAGGUGGACGAGUUGAUUACGCAAGUAUUAGGCACGAUUUCUAAAACGAAAGAGAACAAGAACGUACCUGUCAUGACGGAUCCGAUACCAUUGAGCUUAAAGAAUGUUCCCAAAGACGAUCCGGUACGCGAGCAACGACAAUGGCUCCGGGAUUCCGACGACAGAGCGUGCGCAGUCAUGGCUGGUCCCGGGCCUUCCAUGUGGGCGCCCAUGCGCAUUCCGGAGAGAGAUUCCGCGCGAGUAGAGGAAGAGGGUGGUUUUGCUUUUAUCGACGAUAUUGAUCCGGUCAACGUGUUAGCUCAAGCGAAUGGGAACCCAUACGCUUUGCAAAGCGCGCGGAGAAAGAAUCCUUUGGCGACGUACAUAGCGGGUAUGCUACUUUCUGAAGUAGUCGGUGGGCGGCUCUUUACCACGGUGAGAGACGCUUUAGGCUUGACGUACGACUGCAACUUUACGUUAUCGUUCGGAUUACAAAAUUCAGACGCCACUACAUAUAGAUUAUUAGUCACAUCUACGCCAGCAAAGAUUGAUGAAGCAUUAGCCGCGGGUGUUCGCGUUUUGCGCGGAUUUCAGCAUCAAAGAGUUUCGCAACGCGAAUUGGACCGCGCGAGAAACACGCUCUUGGCUCGACACGAAACCGAUUUGAAAUCGAACCAUUACUGGGCAGAUUUGAUGCAAUGCUCCUCUUUAGAAAACUUGGCAGAACACAAAACACUUGAUUGCAUCAUGGACUUACCUCUGAUGUACGAGGCGUGCACGGUUGACGAUUUGCACGAGGUGUACGAUUGUUUAGGUCUUGGCGAAGGAGAAAUUUUCACCGCCAUCACGGUUGCCGGUGAAAACGAAUCCGUCGCUGAAAAGAGAAGAGAAAUCCAACAAGACAGCGUUGCGUCCUCGUCAUCGAACAGCGGCUUCAAAAGUAUUGGUGAAGAUGUUAUGGCUGCGGCUGCUGCCAAACUCGGCGUUGCUCUCGGCGGCGGCGUGAACAUCGCCGAAGCGUUGAGCAAGCUGAAAAUGGAUCAAGAUCGACGAGAAGAAAAUUAA